CGUUUAUUCCGCAAGUCGGCAAUGUUAGCAAACAAGAGACAACCAAUGUUAACCAGGGAGAAACAGGUCAAUUACCUGCGAAAACUACUUCAAAAUUAUCUUUGACGCACAAAGAAUUGAUAGAGACGAUAAGAAGGGAGAAAGAGAAGUUUCUUAAAGAUAAAAAAGCCGAGGAAGAUGCAUAAAGGGAAGCUGAAAUCGAGCAAUUUGUCAAUAAUUCCAAAGUGGAUGACACUGGAGCAAAGGGGAUCACUGGAGGGGAACCUGCUGAUGAAUUGACUAAAGAGAGAAGAAAUUUUAUAAAAAGGAUGAUGGAACAUGCAUGGAAUGGUUAUGUUACCUAUGCUUGGGGUGGCAAUGAGUUGAAGCCAAUCAGCAAGUCAAGACAUACAGCAAGUAUAUUUGGAGCUUCCUCAUCGGGUGCAACAGUUGUUGAUGCUUUGGAUACGUUAUACAUUAUGGGCAUGAAGGAUGAAUUUGAACGUGCUAGAAAAUGGGUGGCAAUGUCUCUAGAUUUUAAUCAUGCUUCAGAUGUAUCUGUGUUUGAAACUACAAUUCGCUUUCUUGGAGGUCUACUCUCUGCAUAUGCAUUUAGUGGAGAAGAGGUUUUCAAGGUCAAAGCUAAGGAAGUGGGGGACAAAUUAUUACCUGCGUUCAAUACACCAACUGGGAUACCAUGGGCCAUGGUUAAUUUUGCAAGUGGCAGUGGACACAAUUGGGGUUGGGCAUCUGGGGGAUGUUCCAUUUUAGCAGAAUUUGGCACCCUGCAUCUGGAGUUUGUUUAUCUGUCAAAGAUCACAGGGGACCCAAUCUAUGCAAAAAAGGUUUACAGAGUACGAGAAGUGCUAGAUCAGAUAGACAAGCCAAAUGGAUUGUAUCCCAACUAUUUAAACCCCAGAAGUGGAGUUUGGGGCUCCCAGCAUGUUUCAUUGGGUGCAUUGGGGGAUAGUUUUUAUGAAUACUUAAUCAAGACAUGGGUGAUGAGUGGAAAAACAGACAAUGUGGCCAGGCGGAUGUAUGACAAAGCUGUGGAGGCCAUAGAGAGAAUGUUGGUUCAAAGGUCACGGCUAUCUAACCUCACAUACCUUGCAGAGUACAAGUUUGGGAGGCUGGAACACAAGAUGGAUCACUUGGCUUGUUUCACUGCUGGGAUGUUUGCUCUUGGAGCCAAAGGUUCUAGAAAUGAGAAGCAUUUCAUCAACCUUGGUGCAGAACUUGCUAACACAUGUCAUGAAUCUUACCGAAAAACAGCAACUGGUAUUGGCCCAGAAGCCUUCAGAUUUGAGGGACCUCAUGAGGCAGUUGGUCUGCGCUCAGGUGAAAGAUACUACAUUCUUCGACCAGAAGUAAUUGAGGGAUACUUCUACAUGUGGCGGUUUACUCAUGAACCUAAGUAUCGUGAAUGGGCCUGGGAGGCUGCUCAGAACAUUGAGAAGUACUGCCGGGUCGAAGCAGGGUACAGUGGAAUACGGGAUGUAGACUCUUCAGCAGUGGUACAUGAUGAUGUCCAACAGAGUUUUUUCUUGGCAGAAACUCUGAAGUAUUUGUAUUUGAUAUUUUCUGACGACAGCCUUAUGCCUCUGGACCACUGGGUGUUCAACACAGAAGCCCACCCAAUUCCUGUUAUAGGAAAAAUGGAGAGUAGAUAGUUGAGGCUUCAUCUUUUAUAAUGUAAUGGAGAAGUAUUCUCUAGAACCUUUUAAAAUGUAAUGGAGAAUUAUUCUCCAGAAACCAUAGGAUUUAUUUCUGCCAGUGAAAAGUACAAAAUUAUAAAAUCACAUCAUUCACUGUUCAUGGCUUGAGCUUUGAGAGACCAUUGUAAUUUGAUGCUUUACCACCUCUUCUCCCAGUUUAUCUUCCUUCAAACGAAAGUUUCUCGAUUUUCUCAGUUAUUAAAUAAAGUGCCAAAUUUCAAACAUUAACAACAAAACGAUAUUUAUAAUUCAUUGGUAAUUUAUAAGUCAUUAAAGAGAUCUCUUCACAUCGGCUGAGGGGUUUUUUGAGGUUUCCUUACCUUUUUUUUUUUUCUCAUUUUAAAACAAUUCUCAGGGCUCGACACUAACUUUUCAACUCACUA
Stylophora pistillata is the source of this 2077-nucleotide messenger RNA. Its product is annotated as mannosyl-oligosaccharide 1,2-alpha-mannosidase IA. Gene Ontology annotation, biological process: mannose trimming involved in glycoprotein ERAD pathway; carbohydrate metabolic process. Gene Ontology annotation, cellular component: endoplasmic reticulum; Golgi membrane. The record is from RefSeq and is a predicted model, not a curated record. Gene Ontology annotation, molecular function: mannosyl-oligosaccharide 1,2-alpha-mannosidase activity; calcium ion binding. Lineage: Eukaryota; Metazoa; Cnidaria; Anthozoa; Scleractinia; Pocilloporidae.